GUCCGUCGUCCGUGCUCUGCUUUGGUCUGCUCUGGGUGCUAGAUGCUUUGCCUCCGCCGUUAGUUGCGGAUAAGAAGCCGGCGCUAUUGGUUGUACUUUGGCGGGACGUAGAUAACUCCACUGUGGCUGCGCUCGGCGCGGGAACGCGAACGCUAUCUGCAUCUGGUCCGCAAGUGUAUCUGUGAGUGCUGUGAGCUUGGAGUUGGAUUUUGGCAGCGCAAAGACGCUGAAACAGAGAAGAAACCAAACCAAACCAAACCAAAUAAAAGAAAAUAAAAAACAACAAAACAAAUAAAAUAAUACUAAUAUUCUUUAAACAAGUCGAGCAAGCAAAUAUCGUACAAUUUGAAUACUGCUGACUGUGCUCGAGGUCUGGGCCAACACCAGCGGUAAAGGCAACAACAACAACAACGGCAACGAAAACACCAACAAAAUAAUCGAGUCAGAGAGGAAAUGUAGACCGGGUAGGCCAAACUCGGAAAGAAUCCUGCAACCGCGAAUGUCACUCCUAGGGAAGCCGCUGAACUACAAUCGCGGCUCUCGCCGCGAUGUUCGUUACCGGCGUCUCCAGAGUCGCCUCUACAACUUCCUGGAGCGGCCACGCGGCCUGCAUGCCAUCUUUUACCAUGUGAUGGUAUUCCUGAUGGUGUUCACAUGCCUCGCCCUGAGCGUGUUUUCCACCAUCAAGGAGUACGAGGACGACGCCGUGUACAUUCUGUUUCGAAUGGAGAUCCUGGUGGUCAUCUGGUUCACGAUGGAGUUCGGGGCCCGACUAUGGUCGUCGGGCUGCCGGUCGCGCUACCAGGGUUGCCUGGGGCGUCUGAAGUUCGUCAAGAGACCAUUUUGUAUUAUAGAUAUUGUCACCAUUUUAGCCUCAAUUGUAGUAUUAGGCAUGGGCACCUCGGGGCAGGUGUUCGCCACGAGUGCGUUACGAGGGCUGCGGUUCUUCCAGAUACUGCGGAUGGUGCGCAUGGAUCGUCGGGGAGGCACCUGGAAGCUCCUCGGUUCGGUUGUAUACGCACACAGACAGGAGCUGAUCACAACCAUGUAUAUAGGAUUCUUAGGUCUAAUCUUUGCAUCAUUCCUGGUCUACAUGUGGGAGAAGGAUGUCAAUGACAAGUUUAGCAACUUUGCACAGGCCCUCUGGUGGGGUGUGAUCACACUGUGCACGGUUGGCUACGGAGACAUGGUGCCCAUCACUUGGCAGGGAAAAUUGAUUGCCUCCUGCUGCGCCCUCCUGGGCAUCUCGUUUUUUGCUCUGCCGGCGGGAAUUCUGGGCAGCGGCUUUGCACUGAAGGUGCAGCAGCAGCAGCGACAGAAGCACAUGAUACGACGACGCCAGCCGGCGGCCACACUCAUCCAGGCCGUGUGGCGAUGCUAUGCGUCCGAUGAGCAUUCCGUGUCUGUGGCCACGUGGAAGAUCCACCAGGUGGCUUUGCCCAGUCCGCCGGCUUCUUCUGAAAACUGGGAGCGAUUAUUAAAAAACAUAUCCGAAUAUAGACGGGCGUCCUCCAGCUUUAAGCACAACACAUCCUUUGUGGCCCGCCUGCCCACCAUAAGGCGACACAAAAGCCAGACCAUUCAGGCGCCCGGUGGCGAUGGCAGCGGCCAGUCGAAGCCCCCGAGCUCGUCCCGUGCCUCCACACGCUACACACGCACCAUUCGGGAUAUAAAUACAUCCGUGGAGAACUUGGAGGUAGUACAGAAUGGCAAAUCCCUGAAUCCAAGUUUCAGUGAAGAUUCAGUGGCUGAGACCACAUGCUUAAAAAAUAUUAAAAAUUCAGACGCCCAGCCAAGUCAACUGGCCAACUGCAAGCUCAGCUCCAGUGCUGGCUCUCUGGCCCACUUUUCGCACCAGGCGUCAUCGGUCGAGGCCAAAAGCGAGGUGGCUUCUAGAAAUCUAGCCAUUCCGGUGGUGCUGUUGGGCUUAUUGCAUGGCAGCUUAUUUGGCUCAUCGUUUUCGCUGCGAAAUCCCUGGGUGACAGCCGCAAACACUCCGGACCUGGAGGCCGGUCUAGAGGAGCCGGCCAAAACGGACGACUGUCAGAGGAGCAACACAUUGCCGCUUCCUGUGCCCAGUCCGAGUCCGAGCUCGGGAAGUGGUCGAACGGGUCGAUUCUUUGCAGCCGCAUCGCAGUUCCUGGAGACAGGAUUCUCGCACGGAUCGGCUGCUGCUGCUGAUGGUGGGCCGAACGGAUCCAUCGGUGUGGCAAAUGAGGAUGAUGAGCCGCGCUGCACGCAGCUAACCAAUCGACACAAGACGGCCAUUCGUUUCAUUCGCAAGCUCAAGUACUUUGUGGCACGGCGCAAGUUCAAGGAGGCCUUGAAGCCGUACGAUGUCAAGGAUGUCAUGGAGCAAUACGCAGCUGGUCACGUUGACUUGCUGGGUCGCGUUAAGAUGCUUCAUUUGCGUUUGGAUCAAAUCCUGGGCAAACAAGGCUCCAAGGCCAAGGAUGUGUAUGCAUCUAAAAUAAGUUUAGCCUCCCGUGUGGUUAAGGUCGAGCGACAGGUCGCUGACAUAGAAGAGAAGCUGGACGUGCUGAUCAAAGCCUACAUGGAGGAUCGUGAUAGAUUCUUGGCCCUACCACUCCCAGCAAAGCCCAGCAAAAUACAUUCCAUUAGUCCUAGCCACAAUCCCCUGCACCACGCUCACAACCUGUCAAUGAUCGAUGUGUGGAAGCGCACCGCGGCACUGAGUGUGCAUCCAGAGCACGCAACGACCGCCACUUCGGCCACAUCCACGGACGGCACUGAGCUAAGAGCGCUCACCUCCACGCAGACAACAACAACGACAACCGAUGCGAUAGCCACACAAACCCCGAUGCCGCCUCACAUGCAGCAUACAUCGACCAAUACCAAGUCUUCCGUGCUUAACUCAUAUCAGCUGGGGUCUGAGAAGCAGCAGCACAAUGAUGUUUUUAUGACUGAUUUAGAUAAUAGGACCAAGAAACGUGUUACGUUAAGCCUGCAUAGAUCCACAUCGGAGCCAUAUAGCAAGCAGGAGCAGCGCAUCAGCAUACCAGACGAGGGAGCACAAUCCCUGGAAUGCGCUGCAAAGGCAACGCCGCCCGAUAGUUCAAUUAUACUUAUCGACGAGUAUGAGGACUUCGAAGAGGAAGAUCUAAACUGUGAAGGCGAAAUGGAACAUUUCCCAUCGUGGGAAAUCGACAGCGACAUUGGGGCCGAAGUGGAUGUGGAUGCUGACGGCGACGGUGACUGUGAUGAGUCCACUGAGGACACGGCCCUGCUGCACUGUGCCACGCGCACCGCCAUUGUUAUUACACCAAUUAGCCCAGUAAGCUCCGCACACAAUCUUCAACAGUUAAAUGACCAAACUACAACGCUUAAUAAAUCAAAUUUGCUUCCGCCAGACUCUGGCUAGUUAUUGCAUUGGAGUUAGCCUAAAUGUACGAGUAGCUAUUACAUUAUCAUUAGAAUUGUAUUAUGUACUAUGGAAUACAUAUUUAUGUCAUUUUCUGACAUCUCUGUGUUCAAAUUAUGGAUAGCAAAAUGAACGAAAAUCAAAUUAAAUAAAUCUGCUUUAGCAAUGAAAUGGCUAAUCA
Messenger RNA from Drosophila obscura, 3563 nucleotides. It is a transcript of the gene KCNQ, whose product is annotated as potassium voltage-gated channel subfamily KQT member 4. Gene Ontology annotation, cellular component: membrane. The record is from RefSeq and is a predicted model, not a curated record. The coding region runs from base 500 to 3382 and encodes 960 amino acids. Gene Ontology annotation, biological process: potassium ion transport; transmembrane transport. The transcript has 21 exons. Gene Ontology annotation, molecular function: voltage-gated potassium channel activity. Lineage: Eukaryota; Metazoa; Arthropoda; Insecta; Diptera; Drosophilidae.